AUGUGUAGCAAGUUUUUGAAUUCGCGAUGCUACGAAAGUAAUCUUAUUUUUAUCUGUUUUUGCUCUGAUUCCAAAAAGGGUCUGCUGCCCUGCGGCAAGAAGCCCAAUCCUCGUCGAGCUAAGCACCUGGAGGUAAAUCGGCUUUUGGCAGCCGAGCUCAGUCAUCCCAAGGACCGUGUGGUCUUCCUCUGGCCGGAGUGGGAGGCUCUCCUCCAGCCCGACGGUUCUAUCGCGCACCGCGACAUGCUUGACUACCUUCACCCCACAGAGGCUGGUUAUUGUAAGUUCAUGGAACCGCUGGUAGAGGAAUUGCAAACCUCCCUCCAGACCUUCCUCAAAACUAAUGCACCCUCCUCCAGUCCCCUCUAG
Hydatigera taeniaeformis is the source of this 369-nucleotide messenger RNA. The record is from the annotation of a GenBank genome assembly. Lineage: Eukaryota; Metazoa; Platyhelminthes; Cestoda; Cyclophyllidea; Taeniidae.